Messenger RNA from Prunus armeniaca (apricot), 1869 nucleotides. The record is from the annotation of a GenBank genome assembly. Lineage: Eukaryota; Viridiplantae; Streptophyta; Magnoliopsida; Rosales; Rosaceae.
AUGCCCCAACGAAACGUUUUCUCUUGGAAUGCCAUUAUAUCCGCUCACAUAAAAGCACAAAACUUGAAGCGAGCCCGCCAGUUAUUUGACUCUGCUUCGUACAAGGAUUUGGUCACUUAUAAUUCACUGUUAUCUGGUUACGUCAGCGCAGACGGGUAUGAGGAUUGUGCGCUUGAGCUAUUCAGUGAAAUGAAUUCACUGGAUUGUGGGAUUAGAAUUGAUGAGAUUAGUCUCACAACUAUGCUGAACUUGACUGCAAAGUUAGAAGUGGUGUCUUAUGGAAGGGAGUUGCAUUCGUUUAUGGUGAAAACUGCCAAUGAUUCAAGUGGGUUCGCGGUGAGCUCACUUAUUGAUAUGUAUUCUAAGUGUGGAUAUUUUCAAGAAGCGUGGCAGGUUUUUAGUGGACAUAGAGGGGUGGUUGACUUGGUUUCGAAGAAUGCAAUGGUGGCGGCUUGUUGCAGAGAAGGAAAAUUGGAAGAGGCAGUUAAUCUAUUUUGGACAGAACCGGAGCUGAAUGAUAAUGUGUCUUGGAACACAUUGAUUGCAGGGUAUGCCCAGAAUGGUUUUGAAGAAGAAGCACUCAAUCUUUUUGUCCGUAUGGCAGAGAAUGGAUUUAGGCAGAAUGAGCACACUUUUGCUAGUGUUUUAAGUGCUUGCUCUGGCCUGAGGAGCUGCAAACAUGGAAAGGAAGUCCAUGCUUGGGUGUUGAAGAACGGGAUGACUUCGAAUUCAUUUAUACUCAGUGGAAUUGUUGAUGUCUACUGUAAGUGUGGCAAUAUGAAGUAUGCAAAGUCAGUUCACGCAGCAAUGGGGUUUGAAAAUUCCUUCUCGGUCACGUCAAUGAUUAUGGGCCAUGCCUUUCGUAGUAACCUAGUAGAAGCACGGAGACUUUUUGAUUCAUUGGCUGAAAAGAGCACUGUUGUAUGGACAGCUUUGUUUUCUGGAUAUCUCAAAUCACAGAAAUGUGAAGCUGUAUUUGAACUUUUAAGUGAGUUCAGGGCGAAGGAAUCAAUAGUUCCUGAUGCUGCAAUUCUCAUCAGUGUUCUUGGUGCCUGCGCAAUAAAAGCUGCCCUGGAUCCUGGAAAGCAGAUUCAUGCGUACAUCUUAAGGAGCAGGAUCGAAGUGGAUAAGAAGUUGUUUAGUGCUUUGGUUGAUAUGUACUCAAAAUCUGGGAGUAUCACCUACGCAGAAAAACUUUUCAAGAGAGGCUCUGAUAGGGAUAUAAUCCUUUACAAUGUGAUGUUAGCUGGUUAUGCUCACCAUGGGCAUGAAAAUAAAGCUAUCCAGAUCUUCAAUGAAAUGUUGGAGCGAGGUAUUAAACCUGAUGUAGUCACCUUUUUAGCAAUUCUAUCAGCUUGUCGACACUCUUGUUUGGUGGAAUUGGGUGAGCAGUUCUUCUACUCCAUGAAAAAGGAUUACAAUGUAUUGCCCGAAAUUGAGCACUAUGCUUGUAUAAUUGAUUUGUACGGGAGGGCUAACCAACUUGACAAGGCAAAAGAAUUGAUGAGAAAGAUUCCUAUAGAAUCAGACACCAUUAUAUGGGGGGCAUUCUUGAAUGCUUGUAGGGUAAAUGGAAAUACCAUACUUGCUAGAGAGGCAGAGGAGAGGCUAUUAAAACUUGAAGGAGACACUGGUGAUCGGUAUGUACAGUUGGCUAAUUUAUAUGCUGCAGAAGGAAAUUGGGAUGAGGUUUGCAGAAUAAGGAAGAAGAUGAAAGGAAAGGAGGCCAAGAAGGCUGCUGGUUGCAGUUGGUUAUACGUGGAAAAUGGAGUUCAUAUAUUUAUUUCUGGUGACAAAACUCACCCAAGAACAGAGGCUAUAAAUUUUACCUUGGCCUUAUUGGCUGAAGAAUUAUAUCAGAUAUCUUGA